Molecule: messenger RNA, 1017 nt
Organism: Argentina anserina (silverweed cinquefoil)
Lineage: Eukaryota; Viridiplantae; Streptophyta; Magnoliopsida; Rosales; Rosaceae
Product: cyclic phosphodiesterase-like
Exons: 3
Coding region: 180-722 (180 amino acids)
Biological process (GO): cyclic nucleotide metabolic process
Molecular function (GO): 2',3'-cyclic-nucleotide 3'-phosphodiesterase activity
Source: RefSeq, a predicted model, not a curated record
UAUAUAUGCAAAAGUAAUACGUGGGUCUUCACAUUUUAAGGCCGGGCCGGCCCUGCCUUGCCCUACCCAUUUUACAGGCCUACCCAAACACCUCUAAAUGAAAUGAGAAGAACUGAACUCCCUCCGAUCCUCUCUUUGCCUUUUCUCUCUUCAUCUCACUCCAAUCCUUCACGUCUCUCAUGGCCUCCACCACCCCAGAAAAGUACGCCUACUCCGUCUGGGCCCUCCCACCGGACGACGUGGCCCCAAGGCUCAACAAGCUCAUGGAGGGCCUCCGUUCCGAGUUCACCGGGCUCUACUUCGACCCCCACAUCACCGUCGUUGGGGCCAUCAGCUUGACCCCUGAAGACGCCCUCAAUAAGUUUAAGACGGCCGCGCAGGCGGUGAAGGCCUACGAGGCCAAAGUCACGAGGGUUGCCACCGGAACUUGUGUGUUUCUCCUCGUCGAUCCCACUCCUCAGGUGAUGGAAGCUAGUGCCAGCUGCUGUGGGCAUUUUGGUUACAAUAGGUCAACUCCUUAUAUGCCGCAUCUGAGUAUCCUUUACGCAGAUCUCAGCGAAGAAGAUAAGAAAAAAGCUCAAGAGAAAGCCAGCAUUCUGGAUGAGAGCAUUACUAGUCUGAGAUUCCUUGUUACUCGCCUUGCACUGUACAAAACCGACCCUGAAGAUAAAACUCUCAAAUCUUGGGAGAAAAUUGCUGAGUGCACACUCCAACCAAAUUAGGUUUCUCAAGUCUUGAUGUUUGUUUUCCACUUGUAAUGAAACCCUGUCCGAAUGGCCCUGCAGCUCAUAUGUGUAAGUUGAAGUUUUAAUGUAAUGUCAAAGACACUAAGUUGUCACUAACAGCUAGCUGAUAUUUUUGCCAGCUAGACUUGUUUUGUAUUUCUGCUAUUUCUGUGAGGAGUGUUUUGGCCACCUGAAUAUUGUUACCAUCUGUUUCUUACUUCUGUAGAUUUAGUUUCUGAUAGAAUAUGACAGGAAUUUCAAGCAUGUAAUGCAAAUUACUAUUCAAACUGUG